AUGUUCCCGUUACCGAUGUUCACGGCGGAUCAGGUGGCUCGUGUGUGUGAGAAUUUGGAAGAAACGGGGGACAUGGAGCGCCUGGGCCGCUUCCUCUGGUCUCUCCCGGCUGCAGCGGCGUUAGGUUCCGCAGCAGAUGCACUACACCGGCAUGAAUCAGUGAUGAGAGCCCGGGCUCUGGUUGCUUUCCACGGUGGAGAUUUUGAGGCUCUGUACCGGAUUCUACAGAGUCACCGGUUCACCCGGGAAUCCCACGCCAAGCUGCAGGAUCUCUGGCUGCACGCGCAUUACCGGGAGGCGGAGCGCAUGCGCGGCAGACCGCUGGGACCGGUGGAGAAGUACCGGAUCCGCAAGAAGUUCCCACUGCCCAGAACCAUCUGGGAUGGAGAGCAGAAAACCCACUGCUUCAAGGAAAGGACACGCACUUUGCUGAGAGAGUGGUACCUGCAGGACCCCUACCCAAACCCAUCCCGUAAACGACACCUGGCCCAGGCAACAGGUCUCACACCAACACAAGUGGGCAACUGGUUCAAAAAUAGACGCCAAAGAGACAGAGCGGCAUCAGCCAAAAACAGAUUGCAACAGGACUCGUCUCUUCUCACAUCUGGUAGUUCUCCAGAUCGUUUUUCCUCAGAGCAGAAUCACAGCUCAGAGAACAGUGACUGUAGUUUAGGUUCAGGCCUUCGAGACACCAGAGCAUCCACACCUGAUAUAUCAGUCAGCAGUGACAGUGAGUUCGAACCCUGAGCAAAGCCUUCAAUAAAGACUGAUUGACUGCAGACACAAGCACAAUCCAAAGUAAGAUACAUCGCUAAAUGAACAUGGAGAACAUGCUGGAGUGUCUUAACUGUCAACUGAUAAAGAUCAGAUGGACUGAAUC
Trichomycterus rosablanca is the source of this 880-nucleotide messenger RNA. It is a transcript of the gene six7, whose product is annotated as SIX homeobox 7. The transcript has 3 exons. Bases 1 to 747 code for a protein of 248 amino acids. The record is from RefSeq and is a predicted model, not a curated record. Gene Ontology annotation, biological process: regulation of transcription by RNA polymerase II; eye development. Gene Ontology annotation, cellular component: nucleus; transcription regulator complex. Gene Ontology annotation, molecular function: RNA polymerase II cis-regulatory region sequence-specific DNA binding; DNA-binding transcription factor activity, RNA polymerase II-specific. NCBI's taxonomy places the organism in Eukaryota, Metazoa, Chordata, Actinopteri, Siluriformes, Trichomycteridae.